UUGCCUUUGAUUUCAUUGUUUUACCGGGUUACCUACCAACCUACACGCACACACACAGAGACACUUGUAGGGCAUUUUUUUCGUAAGGACUUACACAGCAUUUACUGCUGCUCAAGAAAAAUCACUGAAAAAAGUUAACAAUUUUGUCACAGCCAAGAUGCAUUCGACCAAGAUUAAGGAGGGCGAUGACAGGGAGGAGAUGGAGCUAAACCAAAUCUGGCGAGGAUGUCGUAAAAUUCAGGGUGCCAUUUUUCGUUAUAACUUGGACAUCUGUGCCGAUAUAAAGCAACAUGAUCCAUGCUGCACUGGGUUUGUGUCCGAACCCAUUUUCACGGCCGUGCUGGGAAAGUAUCGCAAGGUGGCCGGCAUGUCAGAGACUGAGCUCCGGGAUGUCACCGAUUACUUUCAGAUUCGAGAUGGACGGGUGGCAUAUCGUCAGUUUUGCAAGGUGGUCUGUAGCGAAACCCUACAUAAGCCGGCCAAAACGGAUCUGGCCACUGGGCUGGAGUGGAAUGAUCCCUGGCAUGUGAAUGUUAUUCCACAUCCGGAGGAUCGAAGGCGUCUUUGCCUGAUCCUGAUGAAGAUCGCCCAGGCAACGCAUAUACCUUUAAUGCCUUAUUUUCAAGACUACGAACUGAUUGCCCAAAAUGUGGGUGUAGUCACUGUGGCUCACUUCUCCCGGGUGCUGCACUUUAUGAAGAUACCCCUGUCCGAGCAGGAUUUCCUGUUGCUCCUGAGGCGUUACAUGAAGGAUGGUUACUUGGUCAACUAUGUGGCCUUUCUCAAGCACAUUGACAACAUCAUGGCUUAUCUGGGUGAUAAUCAUCUUCUGGAUAAUUCACAUGACAUUAUUAAGGACUUCCCGGGACGUUUGGUGGAUUUGGAACUAUCGCAGCUACCGCCAAUUAAUGGCUGUCAGCUUGUGCAACCGAUCUUCCCCGAUGCCUGCAAUCAUCCCAAAAAGAAUCGCAACCAAUGUGAUAUAGUCUUUUGCAUCCAAAACUAUGUCUACAAGAACCAAGUUCGCACCUGCGAGUUCCUGGCGAGUUUCGAUACCCUGAACUUGGGUAGCAUCACCAAGAAUCAGUUCGAGCGAGGACUUUCCAAUAUGGGUGUGGGCAAGUACCUAAGUCAACGGGAAUUGGGUAUCCUUCUAGACCGCUACAUUGAUCCUGUGGAUAUCAAUCGAGUGCGCUGGCGCAACUUUGUGGAUGAAAUUGAUACAGUGUUCACCAUCAAGAAUCUGGAUAAAAUGCCGCAGUGCGUCGUGGAGUCACCACUGCGUCACAUCCAGGAGCUGCCAAGGCCUGGUGCCGUCGACUGGCAGACAGUCCCAACGAAUAUCCGUGAUUUGUGCGAGGAUGCCAUGGCCAAGAUACGUAUACGCAUCCGCAAUCGCAGGCUGUAUCUGCAUCCGUUCUUCCGUAGCUAUGACAAGCUGAACAGCGGCCAUGUUCGCUGCAACAUUGCCAACCAGAUCUUCCGCACCAAUGGCAUUCUGCUGACGGAUCCGGAGCUAAACGCAGUCCUAAGUCGUUAUGGUAAUGAGUUGGGCUUCUGUUACACCAAAUUCCUGGACGAUGUGGAUCCCGCGGAGUAUGCAAUGCCCGCCAUGGUCACCAAGCAGGAACUGGUGGAAUGCCCGCCCUUCGCCCGCGACAAUGUAGAUCCCGAGGAUCCCAGCGAAGAGGUCAUUGUGCGUAUCCUGACCAGUUGCAAGCGCCAAGCUCUUGUCAAGGGCGUGGCUGUCAUAGAAUUUAUGACCGACUACGAUCGCCAUCGUGAAGGUGAAAUUAUUGAAUCGGACUUUAAGCGAGCCCUGGACAAUUCCAGUGUGAUCAUCACAGAGGAAGAGGCCAAUAUCAUAUGCAACAUCUUCCGUUCCCCCCGUCGCAGUGCCUGCAUCCGUUACCGCGACUUCUGCAAGGCCCUGGAUGAAGUCUUCAUCCAACUGGACACGAGUAUGGGCGAUGCGGUAUUGACUGCUGUGCCACUGCUCCAUCUACCCAACUUGGAUUGCGUGGACUGCUUCCUGAGCUUCGAUGAGCGUACCAUCUGCUCUCAGGCAUUGAUGAAGCUGGCACGAAAGCCCGACGAGAUCUCCAAUCUGAGUCAGGUAUUCAAGGACUUUGACCGCGAACAGUGCGGAUCGAUCACGCAGAACCAGUUCCUUCGCGGCAUCACAGUGCGGAAUAUGCAUGAAAUGCUAAGCAGCCGAGAGUUCGAUGCCAUCUGCAAGUGCUUCGGUGUGAAGAAGGGUUUGUGCAUGGAGUUCAAUUACCGCGAAUUCCUCAAGAUCCUGGAUGUGCUGUUCGCCACAGGCCAGAUGAAGCGUAACUAUUAAUUCGAUAAUGUAUAAUGUAUAUGCCCCGCUCUCCAAAUUCUCAGUUUGUUCCAUUAUCCAUAUAAAUGUUCGAUCGUUUAAAUAAUAAAAAUACAAAAUGUAUA
Molecule: messenger RNA, 2448 nt
Organism: Drosophila serrata
Lineage: Eukaryota; Metazoa; Arthropoda; Insecta; Diptera; Drosophilidae
Molecular function (GO): calcium ion binding
Source: RefSeq, a predicted model, not a curated record